GGACAUCCUGGACAUGCUCUUUCUUCAGACAUCUCCACCCUUCCUAUCUUGAUAUAUAACUUCGACACACUGACAACUUAAUUUGUCAGAAUGCUCACGGCCACGCAGACUCUGGCGCCGGCAGUGCUCUCCCGGAGCCAUGGCGCCCCUUCUUCCUUCUCCAGCCAGCCGCGCCGCACCGCCGCCGCCGCCUCGAGAGUAAGCUGCACCCGCGUCGGCGCCUUGUCGGAGGUCGUCAAUGGCGAACUCGUCGUCGGCGACCAAGAACAGACGACCGACGACCUCCUUACGCGGCACAAGAAUGUCGUCGCCGACUACACGCUGAGCGCCACGGUGACGGUGAGCUUGAAGCAGGACGAUUCCACUCCCCAGAAGGUGGCGGACAUGGUUAAUCGAGACUGGCUUUUCCUUGAUUUCUUCAGCUCGCAUAUAGAGGGGAUGCACACGGAGCCUCAGCUCGCCAGGUACUCGCACAUGGAUGGCAAAGGCUCCUUCAUAUACGAGGCCAGCUUCAGCAUCCCGUCCUCGUUGGACGCCGUCGGCGCCGUGCAGGUCGUGAACCGCUACAGCAGCGAGGUGUACAUCUCGGACAUCGACGUCCACCUCUGCGGCGGCCGCCAUCAGUGGACCGACAUCACUUUCCACUGCAACUCUUGGAUCGACUACAACCCCAACGACCAGCGCUUCUUCUUCCCUCUCAAGUCGUACCUCCCGUCUCAGACGCCCAGGGGCGUGAAGAAUCUGCGCAAGGAAGAGCUCAGGGCCAUCCGCGGCGAUGGCCGCGGCGAGCGCAAGGAGUGGGAGCGCAUCUACGACUACGACGUCUACAACGACCUCGGCGACCCCGACAAUGACCCGGCCACUCGUCGGCCGGUGCUCGGCGGCCGCGGGCGCCCCUACCCGCGCCGCUGCCGCACGGGCCGCCGCCGCUGCAGGACAGACCCGUCGUCGGAGUCGCCGCCGGCCAAGGACGGCGCCGGGAUCUACGUGCCACGGGACGAGGCGUUCACGGAGCGGAAGGCCGGCGCGUUCGCCACCAAGAAGGCGCUGUCGGCGCUGUCGGCGUUCACCACGGCGCAGAGGGUGUCCGGCGACCGGCGGCGGGGCUUCCCGUCGCUGGCGGCCAUCGACGCGCUGUACGAGGACGGGUACAAGAACCGGCCGUCGUCGUCGCAGCAGGAGGCGGACAACCUCGAAGGCUACUUCAGGGAGGUGCUCCAGAAGCAGGUGAAGCUGCUGCUCAAGGGCGAGAAGGAGGAGUUCAAGGAGGAGCUACGCAAAGUGUUCAAAUUCCAAACGCCCGAGAUUCACGACAAGGACAAGCUUGCAUGGUUCAGAGACGAGGAGUUCGCGCGGCAAACGCUGGCAGGGAUGAACCCUCUCAGCAUCCAACUUGUCAGGGACACGGACUUCCCUAUAUUCAGCAAGCUGGACGAGGAAACCUACGGCCCAGGGGACUCCCUCAUCACCAAAGAGCUGAUUGAAGAGCAGAUUAAUGGGGUCAUGACAGCAGAGGAGAGAAUACACUGUACAGGCCGUGGAGAAGAAGAAGCUGUUCAUGCUGGACUACCACGACGUGCUCCUGCCGUUCGUGCACGCGGUGCGCGAGCUGGACGACACCACGCUGUACGCCUCGCGGACGCUCUUCUUCCUGACGGAGGACGGCACGCUGAGGCCGAUCGCCAUCGAGCUGACGAGGCCCAAGUCCCCCAACACGCCGCAGUGGCGCCAGGUCUUCACGCCGGGCUCCAGCGUCGCGGCGUCCUGGCUGUGGCAGCUCGCCAAAACGCACGUCCUCGCCCACGACACCGGCUACCACCAGCUCGUCAGCCACUGGCUGAGGACGCACUGCUGCGUGGAGCCGUACGUGAUCGCGGCGAACCGGCGGCUGAGCCAGAUGCACCCCAUCUACCGACUGCUGCACCCGCACUUCCGCUUCACCAUGGAGAUCAACGCCCAAGCGCGCGGGAUGCUCAUCAACGCCAAUGGAAUCAUCGAGAGCGCCUUCGCGCCGGGGAAGCUCUGCAUGGAGCUCAGCUCGGCGGUUUACGACAAGUUUUGGAGGUUCGACAUGGAGGCUCUGCCCGCCGAUCUCAUCCGGAGGGGCAUGGCGAUCGAAUGCGAGGAUGGCAAGCUGGAGCUGACGAUAGAGGACUACCCGUACGCCAACGACGGCCUGCUCAUCUGGGACUCCAUCAAGGAGUGGGUGUCGGAUUAUGUGAACCAUUACUACCAGUUGGCUUCAGACAUCCACAUGGACAAGGAGCUCCAGGGUUGGUGGAACGAGGUGCGAACCAAGGGCCACCCGGACAAGGAGGAAGGGUGGCCAGAGCUGAACUGCCACGGGAGCCUCGUCGAGGUUCUGACCACCAUCAUCUGGGUCGCGUCGGGGCACCAUGCGGCGGUGAACUUUGGCCAGUACCCCUACGCCGGCUACUUCCCCAAUCGCCCCACCAUCGCCCGGCGGAACAUGCCGACGGAGGGGCAGGCGUGCAGUCACGACGGCAUGCAGCCAACGUUCGUUGAGGAUCCCGUCAGGGUGCUACUAGACACGUUCCCAUCGCAGUACCAGACCACCCUCGUCCUGCCGGUGCUCAACCUGCUAUCGUCACACUCGCCCGGCGAGGAGUACAUGGGCACGCAUGCGGAGUCAGCGUGGAUGGCGGACAGGGAGGUCAGGGCGGCGUUCGGGAGGUUCAACGAGAGGAUGAUGAGCAUCGCGGAGAUGAUCGACUGCCGGAACAAGGAUCCGGAGCGAAAGAACCGGCAGGGCCCCGGCGUGGUGCCGUACGUGCUGCUCAAGCCGUCCUACGGUGACCCUAAGGACAUGACGUCCGUGAUGGAGAUGGGUAUCCCCAACAGCAUCUCAAUUUGAGUUGUGCCAAUGAGCUUGCAUCUGUUUGGCGUGCUCAUCGUGACAUUAUGUAUGAAAUAAAAUGGAUUAAAAAUCCGGCCUCGUCAAGGAAUGGCUAACACAGCGAGCCUGCAUCUGUUUGGAGUGCUCAUCGUGCGAUUAUGAAAUAAAAUGACCUGGCAUCUGUUUGCCACUGUUUUCUUGUAACUACUGCACUGUAGUAAGUACAGGACACCGUAUAUACAUAACGCCCUGCAUUAUUUCCUUGUCGGUAUAGAUGGCUAUCGAUCACAGUGUAGCGUGCUAGUACUACAGAAAGGUCAUUCCUAUUAUACAACCCCUAUGCUACGUAUGUAGCACAGAGGGGUUGCAUGAUGUUUACAAUAAAGUAGAGACAAGAUAUGAAGGUGUGGCAUCUUUUCAUUCA
Molecule: messenger RNA, 3281 nt
Organism: Oryza sativa Japonica Group (Japanese rice)
Lineage: Eukaryota; Viridiplantae; Streptophyta; Magnoliopsida; Poales; Poaceae
Product: lipoxygenase 2.1, chloroplastic
Biological process (GO): lipid oxidation
Molecular function (GO): metal ion binding; oxidoreductase activity, acting on single donors with incorporation of molecular oxygen, incorporation of two atoms of oxygen; protein binding
Source: RefSeq, a predicted model, not a curated record